Molecule: messenger RNA, 2296 nt
Organism: Camellia sinensis
Lineage: Eukaryota; Viridiplantae; Streptophyta; Magnoliopsida; Ericales; Theaceae
Source: RefSeq, a predicted model, not a curated record
ACUCUUAUUUUAUCACAUUUUGAUUAAUUUUUUGUUUUGAAAUCGAUCACCGGCUGUCCAUAAAUAUGGUGGUAUGUUAACCGGGUUUUUUGAGAAAGUGAAGAUGGAGGGAGAGAGAAACAUGGCUGAGAAUGAGAAUGGGGAGGAAGAGAGUAGAGAGAGUCAGAAGAGAGAGAUGAAGAAGAAGCAGAAGAAGAAGAAGAGGCAGCUUGGAGGGAUUAAAACACUUCCAUUCAUCUUUGCAAAUGAAGUCAUUGAAAGAUUUGCAACAACUGGUUUUCAUAGCAACAUGAUAACAUACCUAACACUGAAGCUCAACUUGCCACUGGUGAAGGCUUCCAACAUCCUCACAAACUUUAAUGGCACUGCCGGUUUUGCUCCGUUGAUCGGCGCUCUCAUCGCGGACUCCUUUUCUGGUCGAUUUUGGAUGAUAAUCUUCGGUUCCACUAUCUAUCAAUUGGGAUUGGUGAGCAUAAUCUUAUCAGCAGUCCUACCGGGGCUCCGACCACCACCAUGCCCUACCCAAGUGAACUGCAAGGAAGCCUCUCACUCUCAGAUAUGGAUCCUCUACCUUGCUCUCCUCCUCACCUCCCUCGGGUUGGGUGGCAUUAGGCCCUGUGUGGUCACCUUUGCUGCAGAUCAAGUCGGCAUGACUAAAGCAGAAACCGAGUCUCGGAGCUGGAAUUUCUUCAACUGGUACUAUUUCUUCUUAGAAAUAGCAUCACUCUCUGCUCUCACAAUCCUUGUCUAUAUUCAAGACAAUGUGGGUUGGGGUUGGGGUCUUGGAAUUCCUACCAUUGCCAUGUUUGUGUCCAUAGUAGUGUUUGUUUCAGGGUCUGCAUUGUAUAAGAAAGAGAAACCAGAAGGAAGUCCGCUGCUUAGAUUGGCUCAGGUUGUUGUUGCUGCUGUACGUAAGAGGAAAGAAGUUGCACCGGCAGACCCGGGCCUCUUGUAUGAUAAUAAAAAGCUCGAUGCCGCUCUUUCUUUCAAUGGAAGGCUUCUACACUCCAACAACCUCAAAUGGCUUGACAAAGCUGCUGUAAUAACAGACUCUGAUGAAACACACCCCACCAACCCACCAAAUCUAUGGAGGCUAUCCACAGUCCACCGAGUCGAAGAACUCAAAUCCAUAGUCCGAAUGUUACCUAUCUGGUCUGCUGGAAUCCUAGCCAUCACUGCAUAUUCCCAUUCAGACAGUUUCAGCAUCCAACAAGCUCGCACAAUGGACCGUUUCCUCUCUCCCACCUUCCAAAUCCCUCCUGCCACCAUGGCCAUCUUCGAAAACCUCACUGUAAUGGUCGGCCUUCUCUUAUACGAGCGACUCUUCGUCCCCUUCGCUCGUCGUUUCACCAAAAACCCCGCAGGCAUCACCUGCCUUCAAAGAAUGGGAAUAGGCUUCGCAAUCAACAGUUUGGGUACUCUCGUUGCAGCUGUAGUCGAGGUGAAGCGAAAACACGUGGCAGCAAAACACAACUUACUCGACAUACCAACCGCGACCAUACCCAUGAGUGUUUUUUGGUUGAUUCCUCAAUAUUCGAUUCACGGGAUCGCUAUGGUUUUUGUCCCCGUUGGACGAAUGGAGUUUUUCUACGAUCAGUCGCCAGAGAGCAUGAGAAGCACCGCUGCAUCGUUCUUUUGGAUAGCGAAUGCUAUUGGGAGCUACAUUGGUACAAUGAUGGUUUCAUUGAUUCACAAGUACACAGGAAGUAAGAGGAAUUGGGUACCGGAUUGGAACCUCAAUCGGGGAAGAUUGGAGUACUACUACUUGUUUGUGUCUGGAUUGCAAGUGGUUAAUCUGAUAUACUAUUUGAUAUGCACCAGGUUCUAUACUUACAAGGCUUUGGAAGAGGUGAGUGAUGAAGAUGGGAAUGAUGGAGAUGUAGAGUUGGCCACAGAGAACAUUGGACCUAAGCCAGUGGGUGAAGCUAAUGGUAAUGGAGAAGCAAAGAAGUAGUGAGAAAGCUUGGUUGGAUUGUUUCUGAGAAUAAUUGUUGGUGAUGUUGAGAUUUUAAAUAGAAAUUUAUCAAGAAAAUUAUUGUGUGAUUCAGAUUCAUCUAAAAUAUAAAUCUAGAUAUAGUGAUUGAAUUUUAGCCACACUUUAAUAUUCGGGAUAAAUUAAUAUUGUCAAAAUUUCUAGGGAUCUAGCUUUAGUGUUAGAAUUUGGAUGCAAUGUAUGUAAAAAAAAUUAGAGAAAUGUUAGAGAAAUGUUGAAACGAGUGUGUGGUGCUUUAUUGUAAGUGUAAUCCAAAGGUCAUAAAUUUUUCAUGACCAUUUUUAUGAAAGACUUUUCAUGAUA